Molecule: messenger RNA, 357 nt
Organism: Soboliphyme baturini
Lineage: Eukaryota; Metazoa; Nematoda; Enoplea; Dioctophymatida; Soboliphymatidae
Source: the annotation of a GenBank genome assembly
AUGGACGUCGUGGUCGGUACUUGUUUGAAGAUGUGCCCUGAAAAAGAGAUCGAAACGCGCCAGGCGGAGCAUCUGAUUCAUCCUUUGGAAAGCGCUGAUUAUAUUCCCUCCCACAGUCAUACCGGAAGGAUAUGGCGGCUUAAAGGUGAUCCUUCGAAAAUGGUGAAAGCUUAUUUGCACUCCGGGGUGGGCAAGUCUACGUUUCUUGCGGAAGAAUUGCGUCCGUUUGCAGUUGUGGUCGAAACAACGGAUUAUCUUCUGAAACAAGACAUGAUCGUGCAGCAGUUUCCCGCCAGCCAGUGGAUUGAAAUUCUCGAAAGGAUGCUUCUGUUUUAUUUCUAUGCUAGUUAUCGGUAA